UCGACAGUCAUCCGGACCCGGUCGCCUUGAGUGGGGAGACAGCUGUAAGUUCGGCUGGUUCUCAACGUUUCGAAGUUUCUCUAGAAAACUAUUUAUCUGUCAAAUUUGUGUCGAACUUCUUCCCUCAGCUUUCUCGGUUCGUCUGACAUUAUACUAACCUCAUUGUGUGUUCCGCUCCAGUUCUGUCCGUGAAGGGCAGACGUUUGCAGUGCGUCCGGUUUUCGCAUAUUGCAUCCUUUUGACUCUGUGCUUUAUCAUUGAUCGCCCAUUCGUUUUUCGUUCAUCGCACAACAUGCCGCAUCUAGGUUGCCGGUUGGGCUCCUCUGUAGGAGCGAGCGAGGACAAGAAGACGGCGACUACUUGUGUCCACAAGAGAAGUCCGAUGCGAAUCCCUCUUCGCGCCAUUCACAAAUUGCGACCUCAUUCCACCGGGCUCCUUAUUUCUCUCUAUGCCUUCAUUGCUCUAGUAGCUCUUCAGUCUCUUGUGCCUGGCGACUCCACCGCAACGCUGUCCUUCGGGGCUGAGGCGAUGCACGCAUCUACUGGGGGGCUCGACACGUCUCUGUACGUUGACGACAUCGAAGAAAAUGAAAGUUCAGCCUCUCGGACCCGGAGUAACCCAGAGGACGAAGACACCAACGAGAGUAUAUUAGAGGGGUUGAAUGACGGCGCAGCGAUCUCAAAGGAGACUAAACUGCAUAGAAGGACGUCGUUGGGCGGAACCCGCAUACCAAGUGUUCGUAGGAAUGGCAAGCUCGGAGCGAUAUUCUUCACGACUCUGGUGGCAGCCGGUGCUGUUGCAGUCGCUCUGUUGAAUGGGGAAAAAUUCGGGUCGACGAUAAUAGGCGGCCGUUCACUGCCCACUGAUGCCCGUGAAACAAAAGAACCCAGAGCGCAGCGGCCAAAGCUCAAAGUUGCCCUUGGACUCGCAACCGUUAUCGCCAUAGGACUACUCUACUACAGCAAUGUAAGCGUUGCAGGUGGAUGUGGAUUUGUUGAAGCCGAGUUUUAGAAGACAUCGAAGGGGAGGAGAACCUCAGCAAGCAGACACGGUUGCCAGAAAAACAAGCAAACAUCCGACUUGGGCACCUAGCAGCGUUUGCAUCUCCAGACUGACUAGGCGACCGACUUGUGAACUGAAGAGCGCUUCGCAUGAGGGGAGGGCCUGGAGUAGCUGUGGAG
This is a messenger RNA of Toxoplasma gondii ME49, 1182 nucleotides long. RefSeq lists its product as hypothetical. The transcript is spliced from 6 exons. The coding region runs from base 293 to 1012 and encodes 239 amino acids. Lineage: Eukaryota; Apicomplexa; Conoidasida; Eucoccidiorida; Sarcocystidae. The record is from RefSeq and is a predicted model, not a curated record.